This is a messenger RNA of Danaus chrysippus (African queen), 333 nucleotides long. NCBI's taxonomy places the organism in Eukaryota, Metazoa, Arthropoda, Insecta, Lepidoptera, Nymphalidae. The record is from the annotation of a GenBank genome assembly.
AUGAGCAGUCGUUCAGAUUGGGUCCCCAUAGCAGCGGGAGUUAUUGUUGGUGCUGGUCUAUUGGCGUUGUUGUACAGUGCUGAACAGUUGGAUAAAGAGAAGCAAGCUGCAGCAAAAAGCCCACCAGCAAGAAGUCCCCCGGCAAGAAGAGUUCAAGCACGAUCUAGUAAUGAGUCACCUGGUUGGUUCUGGGGCUGGAAUUGGAAUUGGGGCUGGGAUUGGGGCUGGGUCUCGGGCUGGGCAGGGGACGGCAAAAAUUGGUUCCCCAUCCUAGGAGGUGCAACUUUGUUAGCAUUAAUGGCUUUUUUUUGUACAAAAACAUGGGCAAAAUGA